AUAAGAGUAGCCCCACCCCCCUUUUUCCACGAGUAGCUGAAAACAUGGCUGCUUUACUAGCCUUUGCGAGUCUCCUACGUGACUUACUAGUCACCCUAGUACUAGCAGUUUGUCUGUCCAUUGGCCUAAGAGAGGGGGCCAUUGAACUAGCUCGCAAGCUGCUUCUGGUGGUGCGUCAGCUGCCUGGUAUCAACUGGGUGAUAGGGUGGGUGCUCAGGAGAGAAGUGAGAGGGUUCCUCAGACAACUGGACCCCAAUUCAUUCAAGACUGGACCCAAAGUUGGGUUGGCAAUCCCACAGAAAGGCUUAUCACAAGAGAAGCUCCUUGAUGAAUUGAAGCGACGCAAGAAAGUAGAAAUUGAUCCUCAUACAGGAAAGAUAUUCGCCUACGUCUACACAUCCAAGGAUGCAAGAUUCGAUACGGUAGAAAAAGCUUUCGACUUGUUUCAGUGGCCCGAUUCCGCAAGCAAUGAAGAAUCAUCUCAGGAUUCCAAGUCAGCUAUUGUAAAGAUGUUCUUCCAUGCCUUCAUGCAUGAGAAUGCUUUGAAUCCGUUGGUUUUCCCGAGCUUGAGGCAGUUUGAAGUGGAGACCGUGGCGAUGGUGGCAAACAUGCUGAAUGGUGAUGGAAACUGUGUGGGCACGGUCACUAGCGGUGGCACAGAGAGUCUACUGAUGGCUAUCAAGACUUAUAGAGACAGAGCUAGGAGUCUUUUCCCAAGCAUAAAGCAUCCAGAAAUAGUGGCUCCUCUAACUGUCCAUCCAGCAUUUGAAAAAGCAGCAGGGUACUUUGAUGUCAAAAUUGUUCAUGUACCUCUCAACCCAAACCUCACAGUGAACAUGACUGAAUACAAGAAGGCAAUAACUCCCAACACAAUUCUCCUGGUAGCCUCGGCAACAGAGUAUUGCUAUGGGAUGGUAGAUCCAGUGGAGGAAGUAUCACAGAUUGCAAUGGACAAGGGACUUCCAGUUCAUGUAGACUCCUGCAUUGGUGGAUUCAUGUUACCAUGGGUGGAGAAGCUUGGCUAUAAGGUACCCGUGUUUGACUUCAGACUACCAGCUGUUAUGUCAAUGUCUGCUGAUGUACACAAGUAUGGACUGGGAGCAAAGGGAGCAAGUGUAAUUGUGUAUCGGAGUGCCAGCAUUCGCAAGUACCAGAUAUUUGCUUACCCCGAGUGGCCUGGAGGACUGUUUGCCUCUCCCAGUAUGGCAGGAACAAGGCCAGGUGGCAACAUAGCUUCUUCAUGGGCUGUCCUGCAGUGUAUGGGGCAAGAUGGGUACACGGAAGUUGCUAAGAGGCUCAUGGAGAUUGCUACUCACAUGAAAGAAGGGAUUCAAUCUAUUGAAGGACUGUAUGUGUGCGGCACUCCACAUAUGACUAUUUUCUCCUUUGCUUCUUCCGACAAAAAGUUGGGUGUGUUUGCUCUUGCUGACCUCAUGGAAACAAAAGGUUGGAAAAUUGAGCGACAACUAGAGACCCUGCAUUGCACAGUUCUCCCCUCGCACACUCUCGAGUCUGCUAAUGACUUUUUGAAGGAUCUCAAAGAAGCUUGCCUCACUGUCAAGGCUGAUCCAUCUCUGGCAAAGAAAGGCUCUGCUGGCGUGUACGGCAUGGUGGGCGUCAUCCCAGACAAAGCUAUUGUAAAAGAUUUCCUCAUUGAGUUCUUCAACGAAGUCUACUCAUAGCCUUAAGACGAUGUAUAUACUGCCCUGUUAGAGUGCCUAGUAUAAUAUUGUUUGCUGGUCAGAAUAAUUAUAAUAGUGAAGACUCUAUAGACAUUUUAUACAUGCUAUAUUGUAAGUACUAGUGUGUUUGUUGAUUUUAAUGGACACUAAAUUUUAGAAAUUGUAUUGUGGGUAUAAAUAUGCAUAUAUACAUUUAAUAUAAUUAUACAUUUUAAUUA
Molecule: messenger RNA, 1900 nt
Organism: Halichondria panicea
Lineage: Eukaryota; Metazoa; Porifera; Demospongiae; Suberitida; Halichondriidae
Product: sphingosine-1-phosphate lyase-like
Exons: 10
Coding region: 45-1682 (545 amino acids)
Biological process (GO): carboxylic acid metabolic process
Molecular function (GO): carbon-carbon lyase activity; pyridoxal phosphate binding
Source: RefSeq, a predicted model, not a curated record